Choloepus didactylus (southern two-toed sloth) is the source of this 3273-nucleotide messenger RNA. Its product is annotated as adhesion G protein-coupled receptor A3-like. The record is from RefSeq and is a predicted model, not a curated record. Gene Ontology annotation, cellular component: plasma membrane; external side of plasma membrane. NCBI's taxonomy places the organism in Eukaryota, Metazoa, Chordata, Mammalia, Pilosa, Megalonychidae. Gene Ontology annotation, molecular function: G protein-coupled receptor activity. Gene Ontology annotation, biological process: G protein-coupled receptor signaling pathway; cell surface receptor signaling pathway.
AUGGACAAUAAUGGCUCCCGCUCUUGUGCUUACCCUAAAUCACUGCAGGCCCAGCUGGUCACAGGUAUGAAGCAGGAGCUGCUGAUGUGUGAUCCUCCCCUUGAAUUAUUGUCUUUCUAUAUGACUCCAUCCCAUCAUCAAGUUGUAUUUGAAGGCGACAGCCUUCCUUUCCAGUGCAUGGCUUCAUAUAUUGAUCAGGACAUGCAAGUGUUAUGGUAUCAGGAUGGGCGAAUAGUUGAAACUGAUGAAUCGCAAGAUAUCUUUGUUGAAAAGAACAUGAUUCACAACUGCUCGCUGAUUGCAAGUGCCCUAACCAUUUCUAAUAUUCAGGCUGGUUCUACUGGAAAUUGGGGUUGUCAUGUCCAGAGCGAAUGCAGGAACAAUACGAGGACUGUCAAUAUUGUGGUAUUAGAAAGUUCCACACAGUACUGCCCUCUGGAGAGGGUGGUCAACAACAAAGGGGACUUCAGGUGGCCCAGAACCUUGGCAGGCAUUACUGCGUAUUUGCAGUGUGCUCGUAACAGUCACGGCAGUGGGAUAUAUCCUGGAAACCCGCAGGAUGAGAGGAAGGCUUGGCGCAGAUGUGAUAGAAGUGGCUUCUGGGCAGACGACGAUUAUUCUUGCUGCCAGUAUGCAAAUGAUGUCACUAGAGUUCUUUAUAUGUUUAAUCAGCUAGGUGAUGUGAUGGUUGACAUUGCAAGUAACAUCAUGUUGGCUGACGAGCGUGUCCUGUGGCUGGCACAGAGGGAAGCUAAAGCCUGCAGUAGGAUCAUUCAGUGUCUACAGAGAAUCGCUACAUACCGCCUAGCGAAUGGAGCUCAUGUUUAUUCAACGUACUCACCCAAUAUUGCCCUGGAAGCUUAUGUCAUCAAGGCUACUGGUUUUACUGGGAUGACCUGUACCAUGUUCCAGAAAGUGGAAACCUCUGACCGAACUGGACUUUCUGAUUAUGGGAGGCGGGAUCCAGAUGGAAACCUAGAUAAGCAGCUGAGCUUUAAGUGCAAUGUUUCAAAUACAUUUUCAAGCCUGGCACUUAAGAAUACAAUUGUGGAGGCUUCUAUUCAGCUUCCUCCUUCCCUUUUCUCACCAAAACAAAAAAGAGAAGUCAGACCAACUGAUGAGUCUCUAUACAAGCUCCAACUCAUUGCAUUCCGCAAUGGGAAGCUUUUCCCAGCAACCGGAAAUUCAACAAAUUUGGCUGAUGAUGGAAAACAAUGCACAGUGGUUAUGCCCAUGAUUCUCAAGAAAAUAGAUGGUGUGAACAUAGAUAUCCACCCCAUCCCUGUGAAUGUGACACUGCGUCGAAUCACACAUGGAGCAGAUGCCAUUGCAGCCCAGUAGGAUUUUGAUUUGCUGAAUGGACAAGGUGGCUGGAAGUCAGAUGGGUACCAUAUUCUCUACUCAGAAGAAAAUAGCACUAUGAUUCAGUGCUACACCCUUAGUAACUAUGUGGUUUUAAUGGAUUUGACGGGAUCUGAACUAUACUCCCAGGCAGCCAUUCUCUUGCAUCCCGUUGUUUACACUACUGCUGUAAUUCUUCUCCUGUGUCUCUUGGCAGUCAUUGGCAGUUACAUAUACCAUCACAGUUUGAUUAGACUCAGUCUUAAGAGUUGGCACAUGCUUGUGAACUUGUGCUUUCAUAUUUUCCUGACCUGUGUGGUUUUUGUGGGAGGCAUAACUCAAACAAGAAAUGCAAGUGUCUGCCAAGCAGUUGGGAUAAUUCUUCAUUAUUCCACUCUUGCCACAGUCCUUUGGGUGGGAGUGACAGCUCAAAAUAUCUAUAUACAAGUCACUAAAAAAGCUAAAAGGUGCCAGGAUCCUGAGGAGCCUCCACCUCCACCCAGACCAAUGCUCAGUUUUUACCUGAUUGGCGGUGGCAUUCCCAUCAUAGUUUGUGGCAUAACAGCAGCAGCAAACAUCAAGAAUUAUGGCAGUCGGCCAAGUGCACCCUAUUGCUGGAUGGCGUGGGAACCCUCCUUGGGAGACUUCUAUGGGCCUGCUAGCUUCAUCACUUUCGUAAACUGCAUGUACUUUCUAAGCAUAUUUAUUCAGUUGAAACGGCACCCCGAACGCAAAUAUGAGCUUAAAGAGCCCACCGAGGGACAGCAAAGACUGGCAGUCAGUGAAAAUGGUGAAAUAAAUCAUCAGGAUUCAAUGUCUCUGUCCCUGAUUUCUACAUCAGCAUUGGAAAAUGAGCACACUUUUCAUUCUCAACUCUUGGGGGCCAGCCUCACUUUGCUCUUAUAUGUUGCUUUGUGGAUGUUUGGGGCCUUGGCUGUUUCCUCAUAUUACCCUCUGGACCUGGUUUUUAGCUUCUUUUUUGGAGCUACGUGUUUAAGCUUCAGUGCCUUCAUCAUGGUUCACCAUUGUGUUAACAGGGAGGAUGUGAGACUUGCUUGGAUCUUGACUUGCUGCCCAGGAUGGAGCUUGUAUUCAGUGCAAGUCAACAUCCAGCCCCCCAGUUCCAGUGGGACAAAUGGAGAGCCCCCCAAGUGCACCAACAGCAGUGCAGAAUCUUCCUGCACAAACAAAAAUGCAUCAAACUUUAAAAAUUCCUCCCAAGGCCGCAAAUUAACAAAUCUGCAUGCUGCUGCAGCUCAGUGCCUUACCAGUUCUCUACCUUUGAACUCCAUGCCUCAGCUGGAUAAUAGUCUGACAGAACAUUCGAUGGACAGUGAUAUUAAAAUGCAUGUGGCACCUUUAGAAGUUCAGUUUUGAACAAAUGUGCACCCAGCUCGCCAUCAUAAAAACAGAAGUAGGGGACACCGGGCAAGCAGACUCACAGUCCUAAGAGAAUAUGCCUAUGAUGUCCCAACAAGCAUGGAAGGAAGUGUGCUGAACAGCUUACCUAAAAGCCGGCCUGGCAGUAACGAAGGACACUCACGGAGUUGGGGAGCUUAUUUAGCCUACAGAGAGAGGGAGUACAACUCAUCCCAACAAGAUAGCAGUGAUGCCUGUAGCACACUUCCCAAAAGCAGCAGAAACUUUGAACAAUGGCUGACAAAGGGCACGGUCCCACACAGUCCUGGAAAGGAAAACGCGGGGGCCAAGUUUCCUUUCCUCCGCCCCUUGUCGAGGCCGGUCAUUCCCAUGUCAUCGACACGCGUGUCCAUCAUGGAUUGUAAACGCUCCGAGGAGCUUUUCGGACGGGCCGGGAGUCUCCGGCGUGCGACAGCCUCAUUUGGGCCACAACCCCGCAGCCUGAGCCCACCGGGGGAGUCUCGGUUCUCGGCUCCGGCCCCUGCUCCCCGAAUUCUCCGGCUGGGUGGAUGA